UAUGAAAGACCCUUUGCACAAAUCAAGUCAUCUGAAGUAAAGAAACCAAGAAACCCACCAACUGAAGUCCAAGUCACUUCAUCUCUGAAUUCAUUCUAGUUUGGGAGAUGGAAAAGGUGACAAAAGAGCUAAAACAGUAUGACAACAAAAUUAUAGAAUGCAAAUUUGAGAACAACAGCUGGGUGUUCAUGAGACAGAGGACAGACAAAAGUUUUCCUAAUGCCUACAACACAGCCCUGGCUGUAUGCAACAGUAUCUCAAACCCUGUCACCAAGGAGAUGCUGUUUGAGUUCAUCGACAGAUGUGCCACAGCUUCCCAAGGACAGAAGCGAAAGCAUCACCUGGACCCUGACACAGAGCUUAUGCCACCACCGCCCCCCAAAAGGCCACACCUUUCAACCUAAGCUCUGGCUCAAGAGGAAAAAUGAGUGAGGAAAAGUGAGGAAAAAUGCUGUUGUCCUGUUUUUUCAGCCAGGAAAUUCAGAAACAAGUGUGGUUUGAUACUGAUACACAUUUGGAUUUUUUUUUCCUGAAAAAGGAAGAUAUUGUAGCCAGCCUGUACAUAUUUGAUGCAUUCAUUUCCUCAGUGCUACAGUACGUCGUGGACUUAAACAUUUUAUUUAUAUCUGAUCAACUCAGCCUUACCUUGUGGAAUCUGAAGCUUGAAAUAUCCAAAGGUUUAAAUGAGAUUGAAAUCAAUGUAAAAGAGGCCUUGUUUAUAUAUGGAUAACCUUUGCAUUUAAUUUAUGAAGUUAGCAAUCUGGAACUGUGAGCACAGAAAACAUUGUAUUUUUUAGAAGCUGGAUUUUCAAGUAUGGCAAAGUUCCUUUUAAAAAUUUAGGGAAUUGGCAUUAGAAAGUCUCACUCUCAUUUAUCAUGGAUUUCUUGCAUUUCUAAAAUUCCUGUAUUCAAAAACAAUGACAAGGUUGUUAAGUGUUGUGCUAUUUUAAACACAAUACUUGGUCUGGUUUAUAUCAUUAAAAAAAUUUUUUUUUGAAAUGUAAAAGUAAAAAAAAGUAAAGCUCCAUUUUUGUGAAUUGCAUCGUUUCUUAAAGUAUUUUGAGGAUUUUAUCUGUUUCCAAUGUUUGAACUAUAAUAUCAGAUGUCCAGUGUGUCCAUUCUGGCAGUGGCUUUAAGUUACUGCAUGGAACUUAGAUAUUCACCACCAGUCCUUCAUGUGUUCUCCUGGGAGACUUUUCUUCUUUUAAAUGUCAGGGCUACUUCUGCUUUACCUCAGUGGUAUCAGCACAUUGUAAAUUACUUUGAAACACACAACUCACUGUGAUCUAUGGGAGAGAUAUCAACUACAAACAAUGUUGUAUUAGUUCCCUCUAACAAAACAAUAAAGGAAAUGCCAGCCCACACCUUUGAUUAGAAGGUAAUGUCAAUGGAACAGAGUGUUGGCACUGGAAAAAGCUCUCCCACUGCUAGACAAAUGCAAAGGCAAGCAGAGACGCUUGUAAGAGUUAAAUGUCGAGGAAAUCAGGACAUUUACUUUCAAAGCCAGAAUUCUAUCUCUGUACUAUUUUUAGGGAUUUUUUUGAGUGAUACAUCUGAAUUUCACAAUGUUUACUGAUAGACAGUGGGUUGAAAGGGCAGCUAAUUGGUCAUCUGCCAUUGUUGAGAAACUGUGUUCUGAUUGGUGUGUGAAGGAACUCUGAGAAUUAGCUGAGUAGAGGCUAAUGUAUUUAUUUUUAGAGGUACAGGUUUUAAGUAUAUGUAUUUAAACAAAUUUUCAUGAUCAGAAUUUUAUAUAUGUAUAUGCAACAGUGUAUAUUCUUCUACUGAUAGAGUCAGACAUGAAAACCCAAAUUGAGUUACCUAGAAGACUGAAUAUCCGAUAGGAUUUCUAUAUGACAUAGCACAGAUUAACCAAAAAUGUAUUUAUAUGCACCUGAGUUUUAAUGUUUUUAAACAAAGCUUUCUCCUGCAGUGCUUUUCUAUAAGCAAUACUAGAAUCAUGCUUAGGCCCUUUCCUUUGUUGUUCCCAAGUUAUAUAAUAUGUAGUGAAUUUAUCCAAAAUGCCAUUUUAAUGGUUUUUUCCUAGAAUGCUUUUGUGUGUUUGGGCACUAAAGGGUUUCAAACACCUGACUGCCAAAAUGACUGUUAAAAAGGGAAAUUCUCACGAUUCCAUGUGUCUUUUACAAAGUAGAUCUUAAAAAAUGCCUAUGCAACUCCAAACAGUUUGAUGCCUGUUUCCCAGGAUCAGCAACUCCUCAAGAGGUGUAUUGCUGCUUCCAAGCCUGUGCAAGGCAGGGCCUUUUUGCAGACAUGAAAGUGAGCUUUUGCCAAUGAUCUUUAAUAGAGUUAAAAUGUUUAUGGUGAUCAUAACCUUUUGAAUGAGAUAUGUGAAAAGAGCAUCUCGUUUUAAUACACCCAGAUAUUUUCUCCUUGUCCUUGUACAUUUUAGCAGGACUUAAUUUUCUUAAGUUCGCCUUCUCUUUUGAUUACACUGAAGUAUAAUUGUUGGCUUAUAAGUAGAUCCCAUUUAGUACUCCAAAACAUGCCUCCUGUAGUACCAUAAUAAGUCAUAUAGAUGGUCAUGGGGUACCCGGAGGCAGGAUCUGGACAUCAUGAAGGAAACCCUUCCUUCUCUGCUUGCUUCACAAUAGCUGUUUUCUCAGACAAUAGUUCUUUAGACAAAAAUAAGAAAAGUUUGCUCUCCUGAGUUAUCACAUGUAAAAGCUUUUGCUUUUUGUUUGGAAAAAGGUGUGGGUGACUCUACUGCCUGGAUGGUUACAUUUGCUUUCUGUGAAAUGCUCAGAAAAUGUCAGAACAUUCCUUCUAAUUGUCUGUCAGUGGAUAUUGUAAUAAA
This is a messenger RNA of Castor canadensis (American beaver), 2815 nucleotides long. NCBI's taxonomy places the organism in Eukaryota, Metazoa, Chordata, Mammalia, Rodentia, Castoridae. The record is from RefSeq and is a predicted model, not a curated record.